CCCCUCCUCGGUCCGGAUCGAGCGAACAGGUGGAGAUGAUGGCGAGCGCUCGGCUCUGCGCUGCGUUCCGCCCGGCUCUAAGCACCCAGGAGCGGGUCGCGCUGCUGCUGUGGUCGCUGCUGGUGACCUGCUGUCACUUUGUGUCGGCCCAGGAGCUGUCGACCAACGGUGUGAACGGAUACAGCCUGCAUCCGCCCUACUUCAACCUGGCCGAGGGCACCAAAAUCACCGCCACGGCAACCUGCGGGGAGGACGACACCGGCAGAUCGCUGCAGGACCUGUACUGCAAGCUGGUCGGAGGCCCGGUGUCCGGAGACCCGAGCCAGACCAUCCAGGGACAAUACUGUGACAUCUGCAGCCAGGGCAACACCGAUCGCGCUCACCCCAUCACCAACGCCAUCGAUGGAACGGAACGAUGGUGGCAGAGCCCGCCUCUGUCCCGCAACACAGAGUUCAACGAGGUGAACGUCACCCUGGACCUCGGACAGCUCUUCCAUGUUGCCUACGUGUUGAUUAAGUUCGCUAACUCUCCCCGUCCGGACCUUUGGGUUCUGGAGAGAUCCGUCGACUUUGGUCAGACCUACCAACCCUGGCAGUACUUUGCUUCCUCCAAGAGAGACUGUAUUGAGCGUUUUGGACAGAGGACCAUUGAGAGGAUCAGCAAUGAUAACGACAUCGUCUGCACCACCGAAUACUCCCGUAUCGUCCCACUGGAGAAUGGAGAGGUUGUGGUGUCCUUGGUGAACGGUCGGCCCGGGGCCCUGAACUUCUCCUACUCACCAGUACUGAGGGACUUCACCAAGGCCACCAACAUCAGGCUUCGCUUCUUGAGAACCAACACGCUGCUGGGACACCUGAUGGGAAAGGCGCUCCGUGACCCCACUGUCACCCGCAGGUAUUACUACAGUAUCAAAGACAUCAGUAUCGGAGGACGCUGUGUGUGUAACGGACAUGCUGAGGCCUGCAACGCCAAGGAGCCCAACAACCCCUACCAGUUACAGUGUGACUGUCAGCACAACACCUGCGGCCUGUCUUGUGACCAUUGUUGCGCCGGAUACAACCAGUUACCGUGGAAACCAGCCACGACCUACCAUGCCAAUGAGUGUGAAUCGUGUAACUGUCACCGUCACUCGUUUGACUGUUUCUACGACCCCGAGGUUGAUCAGAAUAGAGGCAGCAUCGACAUCCACGGACACAACAGAGGAGGAGGAGUCUGCCUCAACUGUCAGCAUCACACCACUGGAGUCAACUGUGAGCGCUGCAUCCCCACCUACUACAGGUCACCUGACCACGCCAUCGACUCCCCAUUGGCCUGCUCACGCUGUGACUGUCAGUCAGAGUUUACAGAUGGCACCUGUGAGGAUCUGACGGGUCGCUGUUUCUGCAAACCAAACUACACUGGAGAGAACUGUGACUCCUGCGACAGCGGUUUCAUGAAUUUCCCAGACUGUUACCCCAUCCCCACCUAUCCAUCCAACAACAACAACAACAACGGCGAGGCUAAACCGGCAGGAGAGAUCAUCAACUGUGAGUGCAGUGCAGCCGGUACUGUGGAUAACUCCUGCAGACCAGAUCCCCGAACCCGAACCUGCGUCUGCAAACCAGGUUUCACUGGUGACCACUGUGACACCUGUGCUCCAGGUUUCCAUGGACUCAACUGUCAGGCCUGUCAGUGUUCAGGUCCCGGCUGUCUGGACGGGUCAUGUGACUUUGUGACUGGUCACAGCGUGUGCCGGAGUGGUUUCCAAGGAAACCAGUGCGACCAGUGUGCACCGGGCUACUUCAACUACCCCCUCUGCCAAUUGUGUGGCUGUAGUACAGUUGGCUCUUUGCCUGAAGGUUGCGAUGCGUCUGGUCGUUGUCUGUGUAAACCAGAGUUUCAGGGUCCUCGAUGUGAACAGUGCAGAUCUGGAUUUCACUCUUACCCCAACUGUCAAGUGUGCACCUGUGAUCCUCGCACCUCAUUGGACUCCAGCUGCACCUCGUCAGGUCACUGCCACUGCCAGCCUAAUUACAGCGGAGCAUCAUGUGACCAGUGUGCUCCUGGUUACUAUGGUUACCCAAGCUGCACACCCUGCCAGUGUUCUUCAGAGGGCUCCCGCUACACCAGCUGCGACCAUGUGACGGGACAGUGUGUGUGUCUGCCCAAUGUGGUGGGGCUGAGGUGUGACAGCUGUGCACACGGCGCCUACGGAUUCCCCAACUGCCGAGCUGGUACCUGCCACCCUGACGGCUCUGUUCAGUACGUGGUGCAGCCACCAGUGGGCCAAUGUGAGUGCCGUCCUCACGUGGAGGGCCCGGCUUGUGACAAAUGUAGAGCUCUGUACUGGAACCUCUCCCCUGACACUCCUGAUGGAUGCACCAACUGUGAGUGUAACAUUGCAGGAACCAUUAGUGGGGUUGCAGAGUGCGCACAGGAAACUGGUCAGUGUCACUGUAAGCCCAACGCUUGCAGUGGAACCUGCUCCACCUGUAAAGAUGGCUACUACAACCUGCAGGAGAAGAACUACUUUGGCUGCCAAGGUUGCCAGUGUGACAUUGGAGGUUCAGCGGGUCAGUCUUGUGGAGAGAGGAACGGCCGUUGUCGCUGCAGACCCAAUGUGGAUGGACCAAAGUGUAAUCUACCCCGUCCAGAUCAUUACUUCCCAGACCUCCAUCACCUAAAGUUUGAGAUUGAGGAGGGAACCAUGCUCGAUGGCCGACCGGUACGAUUCGGCUUCAACCCUCUGGAGUUCCGGGAUUUCAGCUGGAGAGGAUAUGCUCAGAUGUCUCCCGUCCAGUCCAAAGUGUUGGUGUCGGUGUCGGUGAGCUCUCCAGACCUCUUCCACGUGGUGCUACGCUACGCCAACAGGAGGGGUUCGGAUGUUCGGGGCCGGGUGUCGGUCAUAGACGACGCCUGGAACUACUACUGUGGUAACUGUUCAGAGCAGUCCAAACAGAUUGUCUUUGCUCCCAGUGUGGAGCCCACUUUUGUCAAUGUUCCUCAGAACACCUUUGUGGAGCCAUUUGUCCUGAACCCAGGAACCUGGACUGUUGUUAUAGAGGCUGAGGGAAUCCUGCUGGAUUACCUGGUGCUUCUGCCCAGUGCCUACUAUGAAGCUCCCAUCCUGCAGAUCAAAGUUACUGAGCCCUGCUCCUACAGCUCUGUGCCCGACGCCAGCCAGAACUGUCUGCAGUACAGAUAUCUGUCUCUGGACUCCUUCCCCUCAAUCUCCGGCAACGAUGCCAGCUGUCGCAACGACAACCACCUGCCGCGCCCCUGCCCAAUGGAGAAGGUCACCCCUCGGCACCCUGACAUGGCCGUCUGCAGUGGCUACGAUAUCAACGUCCAGCUGCGAGGCCGUCUGUCGUCUCCAGGUGAUUACGUUCUGGUUGUUGAAUAUUCCAGUGAAGAAGAACUGCCACAAACUCUGUCUGUCACUCUAAACAUGCUGGGAGCACGAACACAUGAGCACCGCGUCAUCCUGCAGCACUGCAAAUACAGCUUCCUGUGUCGAGUCGUGGCCAUUGAUGGACAGAACAGAGUGGCCGUCUUCUCUCUCCCCUCUAAUGCUGAGAUCCAGCUCAUCUCUGACCGUGCUAGCUUCUUCCUGCACAAAGUAUACCUGGUGCCUAAAGACCAGUUUACCAUGGAGUAUGUCCAACCUAAAGUCCACUGCAUCAGCACUCAUGGACAGUUCUCACCUGACAGUUCCUCCUGCGUCCCCUCACGCUUCCAGACCCCAUCAGACUCGCUGGUCCUGAAGGAGGGCCAGAGCUCUUCCAUGCAGGAGCCCAUCCUGGACUCCCCUGCAGCAGCUCCUCCCCUGCCCCUCCACCAGCAAGACAAGCCGGUCUGGACGGGAGGAGACAGACCUCCCCACGGAGCAGAUAAUGCAGAGCACAUCAGGCUGGAUUCACUGCAGAAUGCAGCGGUGUACUCCACCCGUGUCCAUGCUCUGGGACGUUACGUGUUCAUUCUCCACUAUCACCAGCCUCUCCACCCCAACUACCCUGUACAGGUGUACAUCAAUGGUGGACGAAUCUGGCAAGGCCAAGCCAACGCCUCCUUCUGUCCCCACGCUUACGGCUGCCGUAAUGUCCUGGUGUCUGAGAAUCAGAUAAUUCUGGAUGUGACAGACCACGAGGUCUUCCUCACUGUGCAGAUACCUGCUGGCAAGACGCUGUGGCUGGAUUAUGUGUUGGUCGUUCCUGAGACUAGCUACAGCUCCAGCUACCUGAAUGAGGAGCCUCUAGAUAAAUCCUACGACUUCAUCAGCAACUGUGGACAAAACAGCUUUUACAUCAACCCUUCCACCGCCUCUCAGUUCUGCCUCGGCUCGGCGGUGUCUCUGUCGGCCUUCGUCAAUAACGGGGCGAUGCCCUGCGCCUGCCACGAGGUCGGAGCCGAGAGCGACACCUGCGAGCAGUUCGGCGGCCAGUGUCGCUGUCGGCCCAACGUGAUUGGCCGGGACUGCUCCAUGUGCGCCACGGGCCACUGGGGAUUCCCCAACUGCAGACCUUGUAACUGUGGUACGAGGUUAUGUGAACCGGUGACCGGCGACUGUAUCUGCCCUCCCAGGACUCUGCUCCCAGAGUGCACCCAGUGUGAGCCCCUGACCUUCGGCUGCCACCCACUGGUUGGGUGUGAAGUCUGCAACUGCUCUCGGCCGGGCAUCGUCUCCCCCGAUGUGAACUGUGACACCUCCAGCGGACAGUGCAGAUGUAAGGACAACGUUGUUGGCCGUCAGUGUGACCGCUGCGCCCCCGGUUUCUAUGGUUACCCCAACUGCAGGCUAUGUGACUGCAACGAGGCAGGAACUGAAGAGGAAGUGUGCGACUCCUUCACAGGACAGUGUCUCUGCAAGGAAAACGUCCAGGGUUCCCGAUGCGAUCAGUGCAGAGUUGGUACAUUCCACUUGGACCCAACCAACCCUAAGGGCUGCACCAGCUGCUUCUGCUUCGGAGCCACCGACCGCUGUCGCAGCUCUGACAAGAGGCGCACCGAGGUGAUGAACAUGGAGGGCUGGGUGUUGCUUGGAGCAGAUAGACAGGAAGUACCGGUCGUGGUGUAUCCUGGUCAGGACCUUGUUGAGGCCGACCUCAGUGAUGUGCCCGAUGUCUACCAGGACCUGCACUGGCACGCACCAAAGACUUACCUAGGAGACAAGGUCUCAUCCUAUGGAGGUUAUCUGAGGUAUCGUCUCCACACUCAGACGAUGAGAGGCGAUGUGUUGUCUCUGCCUGCAGAAGCCUCCAGGCCUGACAUCAUUCUCAAGGGUAACCAGAUGACCCUGGUGUUCAUGGAGAGAGAGUACUCCUCACCUGAAGAGCCUCACCUGGGAAUCGUUCACAUGGUCGAGGGAAGUUUCCGUCACGCUCAGACCGGUAACUCUGUGUCUCGGGAGGAGCUGAUGAUGGUUCUGGUUGGUCUGGAGUCUCUGCAGAUCCGAGCGCUGCACUCCCAGUCUGCCCACUCAGUGUCGCUACGCGGCGCCGUGCUGGAGGCCGCCGAGAGCCUGACCGCCGGUCGCCAUGCCAAUAACGUGGAGAUCUGUAUGUGUCCUGCCAAUUACCUGGGAGACUCUUGUCAGCAAUGUGCUCCGGGUUACUACAGAGACACAAUUGGCCUGUUUCUGGGGAAAUGUGUUCCCUGUAACUGUAACGGACACUCUGACCGGUGUCUGGAUGGAUCUGGAAUAUGUUUGAGCUGCCAACACAACACAGCCGGUGAACACUGUGAGAGCUGCCAGGGUGGUUUUCUCGGCAACAACAGUCUUGACGGACAGGCGGUGUCAUGCUCCAGUUGUCCCUGCCCACUAAGGGUCCAAUCCAACAACUUUGCAGAAGGUUGCGUGCAGAAAACUGACAGGAUGCAGUGUUUGUGUAUGCCGGGUUACGCUGGACCACACUGUGAACGGUGCGCCCCUGGUUACUAUGGCAACCCCAUGGUGCUGGGCAGCAGGUGCCAGCUGUGCCAUUGCCACGGCAAUACGGACCCCAACAUGCUCUUCACCGACUGUCACCCGCUGACGGGCGAGUGUCUCAGCUGCAUGCAUGACACGGCCGGGCCUCACUGUAACAUCUGCGCCCCUGGUUACUACGGAGACGCCGUCGCUGCCAAAAACUGCACCAAAUGUAACUGCUCUCCAUGUGGCACCGAGUCAUGUGACCCUCACACUGGACAGUGUCGCUGUAAAGCUGGAGUCACCGGACCGCACUGUGAGCGCUGUGAGGGCGGCUCGUUUGGCUUUGAGUCAUGCUCCGGCUGCCGUCAUUGCGACUGCGAAGCAUCUGCAGCUCUCAUACAGCCGUGUGACGCUCAGAACGGUCAGUGCGCCUGUCAGCCCGGAGUCAACGGGCCAAACUGCAAACAGUGCGCUCCUGGAUACUGGGACUACGGACCCAACGGAUGCAAGAAGUGCAGCUGUAGAGGAGGUCGCUGUGACCCUCGCACAGGAGAGUGCCGCUGUCCUGACGGGAUGACCGGAAAACAGUGUGACACCUGCGAGCAAAAAUACAACGUACCUGUAGAGCACCGUGAUGGCAUGCACUGUGAACUGUGCGACAGCUGUGUCAUUGUCCUGUUGGAGGAUCUUGACAAAAUGAACGACAACUUCCACUCAGUAGCCGGUCAGCUGAGCAGUCUCAACGCCAGCUCCAUGGCCUGGGCUCAGCUGCACAAUCUGAACAAGUCUGUGGAGGACAUCGCUCGAGCAAUAGAGGACUACAACAGUACGCUCGAUGACAGCAGGAAUCGGGCCGACAUGCUGGAUGCUGAGAUCAUGAAUAUCAAUGAUGACAUCGAUGAACUGCAGGGCAAGGCGACAGUGAUGACCGACAGGGUUGGUGACCUGCGGAACAGUACCACUAACACACACCAGAGAGCGCAAGACCUGCUGUCCUUCAUCAACAACAUGACCAUGGAUUUAAACGACGUCUUGAAGAUGGCGAACCGGACUUUGCUGAAUGACACCGAUGCCGAGCAUGACUUCGGGGAGAGGGAGAAGAAGAUGAGGGAGGUGCAGGCCAUGAUGAGGGAGAUGAGGUACAGGAGUUGUCUGGGACAGAAGAAAAUUGCUGACAAAGAGAAGAUGGACGCACAGAAAUUGUUGGACCGCGUUAACAAGGAGUUGGCAGGUCGUCAGGGAGAAAACAGCGAUUUGGCCAAUGCUAUCAGAGACCGCCUGGCCAUCUUCCACUCUCAAAUGAUGGAUCUUCGAGACGCCCUGAAUGAAGCUGUGAACAACACUGCCAGAGCCGCAGAGAUAAACAACGUCAAUGAGAAAACCCUGGAGGACAACCAGAGGAACAUAGAAGACCUGCUGUCGAAGCAGAAGGAGGUGAACAACCAGUUGUCCAUGGCUGAAGAUGAUGUAACGCAGCUCAACGAUGUGUUGUCCAUGCUGCACGACUCCAAAGAGGAGUAUGAGCGUUUGGCGGCCCAGCUGGACGGCGCCAGGACACCAUUGGCUAAGAAAGUGCAGGACUUUGCUUGGGUCGACUCCAAAAUUCCUCUGGUGGAGGAAGCAGAGAAACACGCUGAGCUGUUGAACACUUUAGCCAUGAACCUGUCCAGUGUGGUAGCAGAAACCAAGACGGAGGGAUUUGUGGAUGUAACACAAAACUACAAGAAGAUCAUCAACAGUAUCAAAGAGGCAGAGGAGGCAGCCAAGAUGGCUGAAAAGGCUGCUAACUACACUAUGGAGAACAUAAAGGGUCUGGACCUUGGUCAGAUCGCUGAUUCUCUUAGGAACCACAGUGUGGAGCUGAAGGACGAAGUCGAGAAGCUAAACGAUGAACUCAACAACGACCUGAAGCCACAGCUGGAAGACGCUAAGAGGCGACUGGAUGACGCCAAAACCAAACAGGUGGAUUUGAUGAAGGACCUGGAGACGGUUCAGAACAACCUCAACUCCACCUCAAAUGUGAGUCAAGAGAUCAACGAGGCAAAGCAAGCAGCCGAUCUGGCGAACACCACGGCCACAAAAGUCAACGAUGCCCUGAGUCCCAUUAAAGAGCAGCUGGACAAAUGGCAGCAGACAUACGGAGACGCCAACGCCACCAAUAAUGACAUCAACAACGCCCUGAUGGAGGCCAACAAGACUGUGCACGCACUGGGUGAGACUAUUCCUCUGCUUAUGAAGAAGCUGGAUAAACUGCAGAAUCACUCCGUACAGAUGCCAAACAUCUCUGAGAACAUCAACCGCAUCCGAGAGCUCAUACAGCAGGCGCGCAACGCUGCUAGCAAGGUGAGCGUGUCGGUGAAUUUUAACGGGUCGUCCGGUGUUCAGGUACGUAAUCCUCGUAACCUGGCCGACCUGGCUGUCUACACCUCCCUGAAGUUCUACAUCACUCUGCCGAAGAAGGAACGAACCAGGCGGCAGGAUGUCAGCGACCGACAGUUUGUCUUCUACCUUGGCAAUAAGGAUUCAAGUAAGGAGUACAUGGGCAUGGUGUUGGUGGGAAAGAAACUGCACUGGUACUUCAAUGUUGGAGGAGAAACUGCUGAUGUGCUGAUGACUGAAGACGUAAUGUCUAAUGGAAUAUUCAAUAGCAUAGUGCUGGAGAGGAUCCUACAGUACGGUCAAAUGUCAAUGUCUUCAGAAAACUCUGAGGGGGACCAAAGAGUCACCAAAGCCGAGGCUGUGGAGGCUGGAGGAGAUCAGGGUCUGCUCAACCUCAUGACCGACGACACUGUCUUCUAUGUGGGAGGAUACCCAAGUACUUUUAAACCUCCCUCAGUGCUCGCUUUGCCAAACUUUAAGGGCUGUAUCGAGUUGCAUACGCUCAACGAGGAAGUGCUAAGUCUGUAUAACUUUGAAAACAUCUUCCAACUCAACACCACCGCAGAUACACCUUAUAGCAGGUCCAAGCUGGGGCGCACUCAGGCCUGGGUUAAUGACGCGGCGUACUUUGACGGUACCGGCUUUGCUGAGGUCACCUUUACUGAUGAAAUAGCUCGCAUGCAGCGCUUUGAACUGGAAGUCAGACUGCUUUCAGCAAACGGAAUACUGCUCCUGCUGCACAACAAGGGACAGUUCCUGUGUCUGGCGGUAGUUCAGGGCAGACUGACGGUUUACUAUGACUUCAGUGGGGAUUUGGUGAAGCUCGAGCCCAAAGAGCCUUCAUCUGAUUUCGUGAUGAUCAGUGACGCUGAACCCAAAGCUCUGGAGAUCAUCCUCCUGCGGACCAACCCGAUCCGUGUUGUGGUGAGAAACAACCGGGUUGGCGUAUGCACACACCAGUUUUCAGAGACCAUCCCCCCGUUCAGUAGCACCUACUUCCUGGGAGGAGUACCAGAGAACAUGAUGCCUGAGAAGUUGAAGUCUCUGUUUCCAAAGCAGGGCGCUGUGAAGGGAUGUUUCAGGAACAUUAAGGCCGUGAACUCUUACAUCGACCUGAAGAGGAUGAAGAGCUUCGGAGUCAGUUUCGGCUGCGACAGUGACCUACUGGUGGCUCGGGAGGCUCAUUUCUCCGGUCAGAGCUACCUGGACUUGGCUCUGACCAACAUUCCCACCCUCAGGAAUAACUUCUACUCCGGCUUCGGCUUCAGGACUGAGCAGAAGGAGGGACUCAUGUUCUACCACCAUGAUAAGGACGGAGUGUGUCAGGUCUUUUUGAACGAGGGCCACGUUGUUGUGAGAUCUGGCAACAGUGAGAUUAGGACGCAGAAGACGUACAACGAUGACAACAGCCACUACAUUGCUUUCUACAACAACAUCAACGGGAUGCGUCUGUACAUGGAUGACAUGCUGGAGAAAGCAAAGGAGGGCAUCCGGCUGGACAGCAGAGGGCGUGGUGUGACGACCACAGAGGGAAGCACCUUCCUGGGAGGAAUGCCCGACCAAAGCCUCACCAAUCUCACUGGAUGUAUCAGCAAUGUUUUCAUCAAGAGGGACAAUUCUCAGAUGGUGUUGAACCUGCUGAAAGUGAAAAAAACCGUCAACGUUCGUCUCGAUUGUCCUGCUGCCAAAAAACCUCAGCAGAUCAUCGCUGUCCAGCCCAAACACAGCAACAAACCCAAGGGAAAGCACAAGAAGCCAUCCAGGUCUCGCAGCCGUAACACCAGGGAGUCCUGUCAGGGGGAGCUGUCGGACCAGGAGGCCGGAGCGACGCACUUCAGCGGCUCCACACACAGCUACCAGAGAUACGACUCUCUGCCCAUCUCACUCAGCUCAAUGCCUCACAUCUCCAUGGCGGUGAGGAUCAACUCCUCUGAUGGUUUGGUGCUGUACGCAGCUGGCGGGCAGCGUGGAGGGCAGCGUGGCGGGCAGCGUGGCGCAGCCGUGAUGUCACUUAGCUUGUCAGACGGCAACCUGUUGCUUUUGCUGGACGGAGGAAAAAGGAAGGUCAGCCUUCGUAGCCACAAGAAGUACAACGACAACCAAUGGCACACGGUGUUUAUAAAGCGCGAAGGAGAGAAGAUCAGCCUAAUAGUGGACGGUAUCAGCGCUCAGUCUAAGAGAAUCCCUGGAGGAGACAAGACACGUCUGUCUGGGCCUUUAUAUGUUGGAGGAGUCCCGCCCUCACUGACGGCUCCAGGCUCUGGCGGUUUUGUUGGUUGUGUCAAGGACCUGAAGCUGAACGAAGCCCCUGCAGAAAGCCCCGCUCACAGUCAGGGGACGGUGCCCUGCUUCCAGAGUCCUCUACAGCCCGGAGCGUAUUUCUCUGGCCAGGGAGGACACAUGGCGAUAGAUGAGUCCUUAGUUCUGGGUCGGGAUCUGGAAAUCCACUUGGAGGUUCGGCCCGUUUUGGACUCUGGGCUGCUGUUGCAUGCUGGGAUAUCACCUGACCAAUGCCUGAGUUUGGUCCUCACACAGGGAGAGGUGACUGUAACAUUAAACAGCGGCAAAGGUGAACUCUCUACCUCCUUCACUCCAGAGGAACCUCUAUGUAACGGACGCUGGCACACAAUCAAAGUGGUGAAGAAGAACAACGUCCUGCAGCUCCAUGUGGAUGCAGCCAAUGAGCACAGCGUCAGCCCCAAACAGAGCCGCUCUGCAGGGUCCAAAGAGACCGUUUACCUUGGAGGGGUACCUAAUGGCGUCACAGUUCCUGGUCUACCUGCGGGCCUGCCAGUCUUCCACGGCUGCAUCCGCCACGCAAAGAUCAACGGCAGACCUGCAAUGUUGUCCAAACCACUUGCUUUGCAUGGAGCUGUGGGGACGCAGGGCUGCCCACACAUGUAAACCUAACACACACACACACACACACACACACACACACACACACACACACACACACACACACACACACACACACACACACACACACACACACACACACACACACACACACACACACAGUCUUAUCUUCACAUUCCCCAGCUGCAAAUUACUGGUGGUGGGUGUCAUGUUACUGUAGUUAAUUUAAAAUAUAUAUAUAUAUUUAUUUUCUUUUUUCAGAAAAAUGUAUAUUUUAUAUUUUACAGUUUGUCGUUGCAAUAUUACUGGUUUGUUUUUGUGCUACAGGGUUCUAUAACGCCUGUCUGCGCAUAGAGAUGCACUGAUACAAGAUAUCAAAUAUCAAAUCUGAAAUCAAACAUAAAUUCUAAAAUGUGUAGUUUGUUGCUAAUAAAGGCAACACUGCUUGAAUUUCCUUUUGCUUUUAGAAGUAAAUGGUAAAAAAUAAAUUGUGUGAAUCAUCCAAACACAUUUCCUGGAUCUGCAUUACAUAUUCAGGUAAAUGUUGCAUACAGCUGUGUGUCGUGCAUCUCUAGCAGAGAAUGUUUAGAAUACCUACCGAGUCGGUACACUGUGAACACUGAUGUAUGAGCAACGUCCUCAGGCAACGCAGAUGGGCAAUGUCACCUGGAACUGGCACUAGGACUGGAAAUUUGGGAAUAUCGGUCUAGUUGGCGCAAGGAUGAAUACAUUUCUUACAUAACACCAAAAAAGGUUGAUGAUCACAUAGCCUAAAUAUGUGAUUAAGAGAUAUUUCAGACAUACAAUAGUUUAUGGUAAUUUCACUUUUUUCCCUCACUAAAUGUGCCUAAAAGGUUUAGUUACAGAUAAGUUUUUCAUCCCCUUCCAGUCCAUUGAAAACACGUAUCUCCAGAUGCGUUGAUGUUGAACGUUUUUGAUAAACUGAAGGAAGAAGUGUUCCUUUUGUGUUGAGAAAAUAAUCUUACUUCUUAAACUAAACAAUAUAUUUAAAAAGGCUCUUGGAUCAGCUCGAAAAUGCAUCACAGUGCAUUAACAGAACUGCUUUUCUGAGAUCAUGAAAAGCUGACUUUUUUUAAGAGAUACGUUCAAGGUAAUACACCCAAAUUUAAUGAAUAUAGUGCUAUAUUGUCACAGUAUUUGAAAGCUUUACAGGACAUAAACGUGGGAUUAAUUCCUUUAUGAAACGAGAACUAACAUAACCAUCCUAUCUGCCAGCUCGUGUCCAAGUUCUGGCAGCAUUUCCCAACUCUAUUCCGUCAUAAAUGUAAACAUGUACCAAACAUGAGUGUGAAACUUGUAUGUAAUAUAACCACUUUUUAAAAAAUAUCUCACAGAAAGAAUAAGCUGUCCCUCCCCCUCACACCCAGUCCCCAUGUUUUGUAAAUGUAUUUUUAAAUAAA
This is a messenger RNA of Anoplopoma fimbria (sablefish), 12547 nucleotides long. It is a transcript of the gene lama5, whose product is annotated as laminin, alpha 5. The record is from RefSeq and is a predicted model, not a curated record. The coding region runs from base 36 to 11171 and encodes 3711 amino acids. Gene Ontology annotation, molecular function: signaling receptor binding. Gene Ontology annotation, biological process: regulation of embryonic development; regulation of cell migration; regulation of cell adhesion. The transcript has 80 exons. Lineage: Eukaryota; Metazoa; Chordata; Actinopteri; Perciformes; Anoplopomatidae.